Molecule: messenger RNA, 1172 nt
Organism: Aspergillus candidus
Lineage: Eukaryota; Fungi; Ascomycota; Eurotiomycetes; Eurotiales; Aspergillaceae
Product: FAM207/SLX9 family protein
Exons: 2
Coding region: 223-768 (181 amino acids)
Biological process (GO): maturation of SSU-rRNA from tricistronic rRNA transcript (SSU-rRNA, 5.8S rRNA, LSU-rRNA)
Cellular component (GO): 90S preribosome; preribosome, small subunit precursor; nucleolus
Source: RefSeq, a predicted model, not a curated record
CCAGAAACAGCAACCGCCCGUCCCAAUCGGGCUUAGUGGCGAAGAAAACCCCUCGGAAGCCGCCACGCAAAAUUAUCGUGGUUCACCCGAACUUCUCGUCGAUCUGCUCGCCUUUUUGCUCUUUUUUCCCGACGGCUCGUGGAUACCGCCGUCUCUACCCUGUGCACACGACGGUACUACCUGAGGUGCUUGCGCUGACUGAACUCGGUGAUCGAUCUCAGCAUGGCCCCUGUUAGUUCUCUCAAGAAGAAGCAGUCCAAGGUGUCGAGUGCUGGGAAAGGUGCCCUGCCGUCCACCAGGUCGACCAGCUUUGAUCAGAAUGAUGCGCGCGGGUCGAAGAAGGAUAGGCGGGCGAUGAAGCACUCCAGCUUCGUCACCAAGAUUGAGAAGAACUCGCAAAAGUCGUCCAAGCGUCGACGGGCCUCCAACAAACUGGCCGCCAAUCUGGAGUCGCUGGCCGAUGCGCUCCCAGACACAGAAACGGACCUCCACGACCCCGACAGCCAAGUGAACAUCAUCAAACAGAAGACCCUGAGGCACAAGCCCGGAGCCAUGAAGCGCCGGGAACGACUGGAGAAGUUGGAGCGAGAUCGAUUUGCGAAGAACAUGGCGCAGAUGUCUGGCAUGCAGGCAUCAUCAUCAUCGGCUCCGCCAUCCAGCGCAGCGCCGGAGAAUGAUUCCGGUGCGACCUCGAACCGAUGGGCUGCGUUGCGGGGAUUCAUCUCGCAAACAAUGGAGCAACAACCGGCGUUCCGAGGAAACAAGUGAACUUGGGACGUUGGGAGUGUAUUACCCCAUUCCCCUUGAUAGUUUAUGAUUAGCAUCUAGACUACGUGUAUCCUGAAGACAAACACCCUGGAGGUGUGGAUUCAGGCGUACGAACAACCAGCACUUACACCGUAGACAGUUGGAUUGGGUUGAGCAUCUACUUUGGGUUCCGGGGUGUAUACGUCCGUUCUCUUUGGAGGUAUACGUCCCCGGAGAUGGAGGGAUGGCAGGUCAUUCCUCCAAAAUGCAGUAUGAUCUCCUGGGAUACCUGCUACCAAUCCAUACUCGGCACCUAACCGGCGGGGUUAACACUGUUCAUGCCCCCACAUUCAGAACAAAUGCACCAGCUACAAGAGUCAUGUUUCUUUUAGCUAAUACCAAGUCAAAAUCGACCCCUCGCCUAA